UGCUGUCCGUUUCGGGAAUACAUGAUGUUAUACAUAAAAUGGCUUAUCAGUGUUUUCUUAUAUCUUACACUGGCGUUGCAUCCGGCCGUUGCGAAAGGCCGUUAUAAUAUAAGUUUUGCACAGCUAGAUACAUGCGACAGCAUUGAAAUUGAUAAAUUCGCUGGAUAUGCAUAUAAAGAUUUCUUUAUGUUACACACUUUGGAUAAUAAUAAAGUCCUGCCCAAUGAGCGCCUACAUCUGAAAUUUUAUGUGGUUACGACCAUGGAUGCACAUAUAUUACUUUCGGUAACAAAUCAUCCACGCCCCGACGAUCGAGUAUAUGAAAUCGUAAUCGGAGCUGGUGGGGAUACAUUUUCGACCAUUCGCACAAGCAUGGGCAUGAAGCGAGUCUCGACAAAUCAAGAUUUAGAGUUACUCUCGGUCUACGAGCCAACUCCAAUUGAAAUUAUUCAAACCAAAGACGGCGACUUGUAUGUUUAUAUUCCCGGCCACAAGAAGGAGCCACUGCUGCAUUAUAUUGAUCCCUCACCGCUCAGUAUCAACUACAUCAGCUUCAGUACAUUUGGAACGAAUGCCGCACGUUGGUUUUAUGAUUGCGCCUUCGAUGGAUUUACAAAUGAAAUGGAGCGGGAACAGCAUGAGGAAUCUGUUGAAGAUCGUUUGCUGGGCGCUUUAAUUUUCCAGGCUGAGAACAGCAGCUUGCCUGAAAAUCUGACCGAGGUUCAGUUCAAUUUUCAAAUGCAAUCGCUGGCCUACGAUCCAUCUAAUGCCCAGUUUCAUGCGCGUAUGCAAUUGAUGAUGCACUGGCAAGAUCCUCGACUACGCUGGCAACCGGACAGAUUUGGACGGCUCACAUCGUUUGAGCACCCGAAUCUGCAAAUAUGGAUACCUGAAUUGGUGAUACUAAAUGGCGCAUUGGAAUCGUUGGGUGGCGUAACGAAAGAUUAUGAAUUGCGAGUUUAUAGCAAUGGUAAUGUCACCCUAAUGGCUAACAAUUGGGAAGCGACGACAUGGUGUGUGGACACGGCUCGAAAUUGGCCCAAUGAGCGUAUCAUUUGUGACAUUCAAAUGGGCGUCGAUCAGAACUACGCAAAGAUUGCGUUAACCCAUGAUAAUGAAAGAAGGCCGUUAGCUGUCAAUGAACAUGUAAACACACCGUCUGGCUGGACAUUUGUAAACAUAGCCGUGUUGCACAUAGAGAAUGCAACUACCAUGCGUUACACACCCAGGGGUAUACUGCAGACAAUGUCUGGGGAUGUGUCCAUAGGAUUUACAUUGCAUCGGAAUGGCUCCUUCUACAGAUUGGUCUUUUUCAUGCCAUUGUUUGCAUGUGAAGUCUUUCUGGGUCUCUCAUUUCUCUUACGUGGCUAUCGACGCGGCGCUCUCAUACUUAUUGUUCUGAUGCUAACGGCGUGUGGUCUGAUGUACCUCACGCGCCAUGCCUCACCCCACUAUGUGCCGCCUUUGAUGUCAGCCUAUCAGCACAUUAUGCGCGCUUCCGUUUAUUGUUAUUUGCUGCAUAUCGCCAUCAUGUGGCUGGAAUGUUAUCCACCUCGUGCCAAGGCGCCGGCCUGGCUUUUGUCCCUGAUCAAUUGGAACCCAUUGCGUUUGUUUUUAGGCCUACGAAUUUUCGAUUCAACAGAAUAUUGCGAUAUUCAGGCUCGACCCUGGCGCCAACUUGCUAAGAUUUUAAACAAUGGCAGUUUUAUUGGUGUCAACAUAUGUUUCAUUGUACUAAAUAUGACGGAUUUAUCGUCCGCUUGAUGUAAAUAUUGAAUAUUUAAUAAAUUCAG
Molecule: messenger RNA, 1793 nt
Organism: Drosophila hydei
Lineage: Eukaryota; Metazoa; Arthropoda; Insecta; Diptera; Drosophilidae
Gene: NtR
Product: ligand-gated ion channel 4
Exons: 8
Coding region: 22-1764 (580 amino acids)
Biological process (GO): monoatomic ion transport
Cellular component (GO): membrane
Molecular function (GO): extracellular ligand-gated monoatomic ion channel activity
Source: RefSeq, a predicted model, not a curated record